AUGCCGAAGAAGAAGAAGUCUGUGCGGCCCUCUUGGCCUCCCAUUCCCUCGAAGUUCUUCCGUGUGCUAGCUGUUUCCUCUGCUCCGGGUUCCUCUGUUUCCUCUGUUCCAGAUUCCGUUCUUUCUUGCGUUGGCGCUGAUGCGUCUUCUACUUUGGUUGAGAUGAAUCGAGUGCGUCCUUCAUCUCCUAAGGUUCUGGGUUCAAUGCUUGAGCUAUGUCAGGAUAUUGUUCCUCUUACUUCAUUUGAUUUGGUUGAGGUUUUGGACAAAUCUGUCAAACUUCCCGAAGCGAGAAUCUCCUCAGAAAUCGCUGUUCCGGUGUCCGAGAACUCCUCCAUCGGGACAGUUGAACUCGAGCAAGGGUGUGAAAUUACCUCUGCUACAGCUCCGGAGUUAGAGAUUUCGUCCUCCGUGCCUGUAGAUACACUGAUAAAUUCUUCGUUUGAUAGGAUCACUAAUCCAAGUCCCACUUCCUCUAAGGGUCCAUUAUGGAUGACACCUUCAACCUUCUUAGAAGAUGGAACCCCCAUGGUUGUAGCUCCGGCUUCUGUCCUGUUAAAAACUGCUGAGAUGUCGUUAUGGGAGCAUUACGGUUCGUCUGUUCUCGAAGACGGCGGCGUUGAUUUUCAUUCCUUCUCCAAAUACUCGCCAAUGGGUGAGAGUCCUCUAGAGCCUCAAGAGUUACAGACAGCCCAGACAUGGGCCAUUCUAAAAAAUGUCCCUCCCCAGUUAUACUCCUUAGAAGGAAUCAGCGUGAUUGCGAGCGGCAUUGGCGAGCCUCUUCAUACAGAAAAAUCAAGACUCGGUCCUGUCAAUAUAGGAAGAACAAAGGUUAAGGUGGUUACUAAUUUAGGAACUCCUUUGCCAGACUCAAUUGUGGUCCGUGAUGUUCAGGGUAAUACUGCCCGUGUUGCAGUGACGUAUCCUCGACCUCCUCCUAAGUGUUUGAAUUGUGGCAGAUAUGGACACUUGUUGAGCAGAUGUUCAAAGCCUCUUAUGAAGAAGCUUCCCUUCAAAAAGGAUCUCCCUUCUGGUUCUAAGGAAGUUCAGAUCCUAGUUAUUUCUUUACCUACUUCUCAGGAAGCUCAGAGAGGCAUCAUGUUAGAGUCCUCGAUUGAGGACCAGAAAACUACUACUACCCAAGCAAAAUCAAAAUGCAGAAGAUCUCGAUCUAAGAAGCGCUCUGCUAGUUUGCCUUCUGCUUCCAUCGGACCGUUGGAGAUCCAAAAAGGGGUAAAGGAAGGUAAAAGUGACAGAUUAGCUGCUGUGGCCAAGCCGAAAUGGAUUGUCAAGGCUGAUGUGAAGAGGCCAGGGACGGCUUCUCAGCCAACUCUGUCUUCACCUACUAUCAUUGAUGCUUCUUGCGAGCUUUAG
Molecule: messenger RNA, 1374 nt
Organism: Arabidopsis thaliana (thale cress)
Lineage: Eukaryota; Viridiplantae; Streptophyta; Magnoliopsida; Brassicales; Brassicaceae
Product: Zinc knuckle (CCHC-type) family protein
Exons: 6
Coding region: 1-1374 (457 amino acids)
Molecular function (GO): zinc ion binding; nucleic acid binding
Source: RefSeq, marked reviewed